Molecule: messenger RNA, 1370 nt
Organism: Manihot esculenta (cassava)
Lineage: Eukaryota; Viridiplantae; Streptophyta; Magnoliopsida; Malpighiales; Euphorbiaceae
Exons: 1
Coding region: 18-1148 (376 amino acids)
Biological process (GO): photosystem I assembly; response to photooxidative stress
Cellular component (GO): chloroplast thylakoid membrane
Source: RefSeq, a predicted model, not a curated record
CUCAACGCUCAAACGCCAUGGUUCUACCGGCUUCAGAUAUUAAUCUUCCAACCACAAACACCACCCAAGGAACACUUGAAAUCUGCGAUGAGCUAGAUAUCUUUUCCACUGCUGAACACUUCCAUGAGAUCAAAUUAUCGUCCAUUCAACAAUCUGAAAUGCCAGCUAAAAGGGAGACGAAUCCUCUGAAGGAGAAGCAGAUUUCGGUGGAUCCCAUAUCUUUAAGAGAAUCAUCUAGGAGGGAGGCUAGUUUUAAUUUAAUGUUGCCGCCUAUUCUCACUCCACCAGAUGGACCACUGCCUCUACCACCCUUGAAACCUCCGCUUGUAAGCUGCAGCCUCCCUAACUCAGCCUGCUCGUCACCUCGAUUCAGCUUCCCUUUUUUGAAGAAGAAAUGGAAGAAUGAAAGCCAAGCAUCACCUCGUCAAAUUGAUCGUCUGGCUUAUCAACAUUCUGGUGCACACCCUCACCAUUUCUCUCAGCAAGAAGUUAAUCUGAGGAAGAGCAAGUCUUGCGCAGAAGGAAGAAUUUCUUCAGCUGCUGAUGAACUUGAUCUUUGGUUUAGCAAAUCGAAUGUCAUCAACUAUGAAACCAAGCCACAGGGAAACUUCUCCAUAUCUGAGGCUAACAUAGACGAUCACAAGGAUGGUAAGAAAUUCGAUUCUAACGAUGAGGGAUUUAAAUGUGGAGCCCUUUGCAUGUAUCUUCCAGGCUUUAGCAGGGUAAAACCAGUGAGAUCAAAGAAAGAACAAGUAGAAGCUGAAGUCCGAAACAUAAUAUCCAGGACAGUUUCUCUGGAAAAAUUUGAAUGUGGAUCAUGGGCUUCAUCGGCUAUUAUAAAUGACCAUGAAGAUGGAGACUCCACGAAUCUUUAUUUUGACUUACCAUUGGAGCUAAUCCGUACUAGUGUGAACGAUGCAAAUUCGCCGGUGGCUGCCGCAUUUGUAUUUGACAAGGAUCAUAAAGGGGUUCUCAAGAACACUUCAACAAGAGCAACAAACAGAAAAUCCCAUGAAUCCCCACGCCAUGUUCGGUUUUCAACCUCAUCUCCGACAUCUUACCCUGCCUCGCCGGCUGCUUGCAUUACGCCUCGCCUGCGCAAGGCAAGAGAGGACUUCAAUGCCUUCUUGGAAGCCCAGAGCACAUGAAUUAUUCUUACAUUAUUAUUUGCUCCUAUUGCUAGUAUUAUGUACUCCGUUUCUUGCUUUUGUGCACACAUGUCCUGCCUGAAAUUAACAAAGAUUAAUAUCUUGUCUAAUUUUGAGUUGAUUCACUUGAUAUUGGUCAGGCUGUUUUCCAAUGUUUAUGACCAAUGAAUAUAUAUGAGAUUUUCCUCAUCUAUCACUACACUAUAAAUUCUUCUUUCUUUC